Molecule: messenger RNA, 5897 nt
Organism: Talaromyces proteolyticus
Lineage: Eukaryota; Fungi; Ascomycota; Eurotiomycetes; Eurotiales; Trichocomaceae
Product: chitin synthase ChsE
Exons: 3
Coding region: 1-5574 (1857 amino acids)
Cellular component (GO): myosin complex; cell septum; cell periphery
Molecular function (GO): cytoskeletal motor activity; chitin synthase activity; ATP binding
Source: RefSeq, a predicted model, not a curated record
AUGGCCUUCAAUGCAUUGCCGGGAACUGCCCCUUCCCAUUCACAGUCGUCACUGCCGUCACUACCAUCCCAUCUCCAAUCCGACACCCACUUGACGGCUCAUCUAGCUAGCAGAUUUCACAUAUCACUGCCUACCGCACGCCUUUCAUCGCAAGCCCUAAUAUGCAUAAACACGUACACCUCAUCUGCCAAAGGCCCGGAUGGCGACAAGGAGGGGAGUGCCAUGGGGGAAGCAGAGGACUUGGCGAGACGCGCUUUCACUCGUUUAGGAGCUCGUGGAGAGAACCAGGCAAUUGUAUUUCUAGGUGAAACGGGCUCCGGCAAGACGACGGUUCGUUCUCAUCUUUUGUCUUCAUUUCUGUCGUUCUCUUCGACACCGCUUUCGACAAAGUUGUCGCUCGCUGCCUUUGUCUUUGACUCCCUAACGACCACCAAAUCCGUUACUACACCCACAGCAUCCAAAGCUGGUUUAUUCUUUGAAUUACAAUACGAUUCGUCUUCCAACAAUCCAACUUUGAUUGGAGGUAAAAUCCUCGACCAUCGUUUGGAGAGAAGUCGAAUCACAUCUGUUCCCACUGGCGAACGCAGUAUUCAUAUUCUAUACUAUCUGCUGGCCGGCACCAGCGCUGCCGAAAAAUCCCAUCUAGGACUUGACUCCACCAACAUCCAAUCGGCCCCUGGAGCCAGCCACAAACGAUGGCGUUAUCUCGGUCACCCAACCCAACUAAAAGUUGGUAUCAAUGACGCCGAAGGCUUCCAACACUUCAAGACUGCAUUGCGCAAGCUCGAGUUUCCCCGAGGUGAAAUCGCCGAAAUCUGUCAAAUCCUAGCAACUAUCCUCCACAUUGGCCAGCUCGAUUUUAUUACUAGUCAAUCUACAACAACUGGUGCGGAAGAGAGUGGCGGGUAUUCUCAUGAGGGAGGUGAGACGGUGACUACGGUCAAAAACAAAGACGUCCUGGAAUGUAUCGCUGCUUUCCUCGGACUCAGUACGGAAGAUCUUGAGGUGACCUUCCGCCUCAAGAGUAAGACCAUCCACCGUGAACGCGUCACUGUGAUGCUGGAUCCUCAGGGCGCUCGUCGAAGCGCAGACGAACUUGCACGUACUCUUUACUCCCUUCUAGUCGCCUACGUCAUGGAAAAUAUCAACCAGCGAAUUUGUGCUGCCGAAGAUAGCGUUGCCAACACCGUGUCCAUUAUUGACUUCCCUGGCUUUGCUCAGGCUGCUUCCACUGGGUCUGUUCUUGACCAGUUGCUCAAUAAUGCUGCCGUGGAGUCUUUGUAUAGCUAUUGCUUACAGAGCUUUUUCUCAAACAAGGCAGAUCUCCUGGAAAGUGAAGAAGUCAGUGUUCCAGCAACAAGCUAUUUUGACAAUUCAGAAGCCGUCCGUGGCUUACUGAAGCCUGGUAACGGGCUUCUGAGUAUUCUCGAUGACCAGACAAGACGAGGACGGACUGAUCUCCAAAUGCUUGAGAGUAUGAGAAAGCGAUUCGAGAACAAGAACACAGCAAUUGUGGUUGGAGAAAGCAUGACUAAAAUGGCCGGGAGCAACUUUUCCGCCCCUAACGCGAGUGCCACUUUUGCAGUAAAACAUUUUGCUGGCGAAGUUGACUAUCCUAUCAAUGGGUUAGUCGAAGAAAAUGGCGAGACCAUUUCUGGUGAUUUUAUCAACGUCAUCAAUUCCACGCGCAGUGACUUCGUUCGUGAUCUGUUUGGACAAAAAGCCCUCAAUAAGGUGACUCAUCCUAAAGAGAAAACGGCUAUUGUCCAGGCUCAAGUCAGUUCCAAACCGAUGCGGAUGCCCAGUAUGGCCCGUCGCAAAAUCAACACAAACUCCAGGUUGACUUCGUUUGGAACUCGGUCUAAUAAUGACGACGAUAGCGACAGCUAUAAUGGAAGCGCCAAGACUGGUGUUACAGGGCGAAAGAAGGUGAAUGGCACAGCUGCCGACCAAGGUGCCGCAGGCCAAUUCCUCUCUUCUCUUGAGAUUAUCAAGCAGUGUCUCACAGCGCCAAAUAUCAAUCCUUAUUUUGUCUUCUGCCUCAAGCCGAAUGAUAGAAGAAUUGCCAACCAAUUCGAUAGCAAGUGUGUGCGCAUGCAGGUCCAGACUUUUGGUAUAGCUGAAAUCAGCCAAAGGUUGCGAAAUGCAGACUUCACUAUAUUCCUUCCUUUUGCAGAGUUCCUCGGUCUAGCUGAAGCCGAAACUAUUGUUGUUGGCAGUGACAGGGAGAAGGCUGAGCUUGUUCUGGAUGAACGUAAAUGGCCUGGAAAUGAAGCGCGCGUCGGUAGUACUGGUGUCUUCCUCAGUGAAAGAUGCUGGGCGGACAUUUCCAAGUUGGGCGAACGCGUACUUCCCUCAUAUCGCGCUAAUCCCCUCGAAGACGGAGAAGGAAUGCUCAAUGUGGACAGCGUUUAUUCUGAUGCUAAAGUUCGUCUACUGAAUUCCGGGGAGAAUACUCCAAGCGGCGCUUUCAUCUACGGCGAUGAGACGAAGCACGGCAGCUAUUUCGGCAGCCGCGAUAUUGAUGGGCGCUCUGACGCUGGCGCCUCGGCUUUCAAUUCUGGGGACAUGUUCAAGAAUCUAGAAACUAGAGAACAGAUGGCAGAGAAGAGCAAAGAACGCAAAAUGGAGGAGGUCGACGUUGUGGCUGACUCUGGUAGCCGCAAACGUUGGCUCUUCAUUGUGUACUUACUUACGUUCUGGAUUCCUGAUUUCCUCAUCAGAUUUGUCGGGAGAAUGAAGCGAAAAGACGUUAGGAUGGCUUGGCGUGAAAAGCUUACUAUCAACUUGCUUAUCUGGCUGGCUUGUGGAAUUGCUGUGUUUUUCGUUGUGGCCUUUCCGUCAUUAAUCUGUCCCACACAACACGUCUAUUCAGCAUCAGAGCUGUCAGCAAAUGAUGGGAAAGAUGGUCAUUCAUCAUACGUUGCCGUUCGAGGCGUGGUUUUCGACCUGGGUGCUUUUGUGCCAGCUCAUUAUCCCAAAAACCUUAUCCCUUCCUCUUCAUUCAAACAGUACGCGGGUGUCGAUGCGACAGCGCUUUUUCCCGUCCAAGUGUCGGCACUCUGUCAAGGUGUUAAUGGUUCUGUGGAUCCUACCGUGCUGCUUGAUUUCACACCGGUCAACGUUACGGGAUCCGCCACUACCAUUAGUGCUACAGAUAGCAAUGCUGUAUAUCACGACUUUCGUUACUUUACAAAUGACUACCGUCCGGACUGGUUUGCAGAGCAGAUGCUGAUGCUAAGGGGCACAUACAAGAAAGGCUACAUUGGUUACAGCGCGCAAUAUAUGAGCACAUUGGCUAACGACCAUGGAAAAUCCAUAGGGAGCAUCAAUGGCAAUGUCUAUGAUUUCAGCAAUUACGUGGCCGGAGGCCGGAAUACUCUGGCUCCUGCUGGUCAACCGGCACCAGCUGAUGUCAACACAGACUUCAUGUCACAGUAUGUGGUUAACCUUUUUUCUCAGAGAUCCGGUGAGGAUGUUACGAAAUACUGGAAUGAUCUUCCCUUGGCACCUGACCUGCGUGAACGUAUGCAACUAUGCAUGGACAACCUCUUCUUUGUUGGCAAAGUCGAUACUCGAAACUCAGUACAAUGUCAAUUUGCUCAGUACUUUGUUCUUGCCAUUUCUGCAUUCUUGGCGCUAGUCAUCUUGUUCAGAUUUCUUGCUGCACUCCAAUUCGGUAAAAAGAACAUGCCUGAAAACUUGGAUAAAUUUAUUAUUUGUCAGGUUCCGGUCUACACGGAAGACGAAGACUCUCUCCGCCGUGCUAUUGAUUCUAUGGCUCGUAUGAAAUAUGAUGACAAGCGAAAAUUGCUAGUUGUCAUUUGUGACGGCAUGAUUAUCGGCCAAGGCAAUGAUCGACCAACACCAAGAAUUGCCCUGGAUAUUUUGGGUGUCCCUGACACUGUUGACCCAGAACCUUUGAGUUUCGAAAGCUUAGGUGAAGGUAUGCGACAACACAAUAUGGGGAAAGUUUACUCCGGUCUAUAUGAGGUUCAGGGUCACAUCGUACCCUUCAUGGUUGUUGUCAAGGUCGGAAAGCCAUCUGAAGUAUCACGUCCUGGCAAUCGCGGUAAGCGAGAUUCGCAGAUGAUUCUCAUGCGCUUCCUUAACCGUAUUCACUAUAACCUUCCAAUGAGUCCUAUGGAAUUGGAGAUGUACCACCAAAUCCGCAACAUCAUUGGUGUCAAUCCCACAUUUUAUGAGUUUAUUUUACAGGUCGAUGCCGAUACCGUUGUCUCUCCAGAUUCUGCAACACGAAUGGUGGCAUCGUUUCUCGCUGAUACCCGUAUAAUUGGUCUUUGUGGAGAAACAUCUCUGAGUAACGCAAAGCAAUCUAUGGUCACCAUGAUUCAAGUCUACGAAUACUACAUCUCUCACAACUUGAUUAAGGCAUUCGAAAGCUUGUUUGGUUCCAUUACCUGUUUACCUGGUUGCUUCACUAUGUACCGCAUCAGGUCAGCGGAUACCGGUAAACCGCUAUUUGUGAGCAAAGAAGUUGUCGAAUCAUACGCAGAUAUACGUGUCGAUACUCUCCACAUGAAGAACCUCUUGCAUUUGGGUGAAGAUCGUUACCUUACAACCCUUCUCUUGAAACAUCACCCGAGAUACAAAACCAAAUACCUAUUCCGGGCACAUGCAUGGACAAUUGCCCCCGAUAGUUGGACAGUUUUCUUGUCUCAGCGUCGCCGAUGGAUCAAUUCAACCGUACACAAUCUUAUUGAACUCAUUCCGUUGCAACAACUUUGCGGUUUCUGCUGCUUCAGUAUGCGAUUUGUUGUGCUCAUUGAUCUUAUGAGUACAGUAAUUCAGCCGGUUACAGUAGUUUAUAUCGUUUAUCUCAUUGUAUGGUUAGCCAUAGACACAUCGUCAAUCCCCUUCACUGCACUCAUUCUCCUUGUUGCAAUUUACGGGUUGCAAGCUAUCAUCUUCAUUCUCCGUCGAAAGUGGGAAAUGGUAGGCUGGAUGAUUAUCUACAUUCUCGCAACCCCCGUCUUCUCUUUGGGUUUGCCUCUAUAUGCUUUCUGGCAUAUGGAUGACUUCACUUGGGGAAACACUCGUGUUGUAACUGGUGAAAAGGGCAACAAGGUUGUCAUUUCUGAUGAGGGCAAAUUUGACCCUGCUUCGAUCCCUAAAAAGAAGUGGGAGGAAUAUCAGGUCGAAUUGUGGGAAGCUCAAUCUCAGCGGGACGAUACUCGCUCGGAAGUAUCCGGUUAUUCCUAUGGCACCAAAUCCUAUCAUCCGGCAGCUACAGAAUAUGGAUUCCCUGCGUCUCGUCCGGCGUCGCAACUUGACUUGACGUCUCGCUUUGGUUCUCGCAUGUCUCUAGCCCCAUCAGAAAUGCUAGGCGCGGCCAACUAUGAGAUGGCUGAUCUUUCUGGGUUGCCUAGUGAUGACGCCAUUCUCGCCGAAAUUCGAGAGAUCCUGCGUACUGCUGAUUUUAUGACCAUCACGAAAAAGGCGGUUAAAGUGGAACUGGAGAAACGGUUCGGUGUAAAUCUAGAUAUUAAGCGCACGUACAUCAACUCUGGUAAGUCUAUUGACACUUUUUUCACAUUUCUAUCAACAUACUAAUUUAUGUCUACUAUAGCAACUGAAGCGGUUCUCUCUGGCCAGCUGUAAUUCAUGUCAUUAUUAUACUAAUACAAAGGUUCUGAUUCAUAAUUUGUCGUCGAUGGGCAAUGGAUUCUUACAUAGCGGGGGUUCGUUCAUAUAUUCAUUAUGUGUGCAUCUUGUUUCUGUUUUCUUGUCCUUUUUCACAUGGAUGACAUAUGGCGUGUACUUCAAUUUAAAGCUUGUAUGAUUAAACUACUUCGGUUAACUAUUAUCUUCUAUUUAUUAAUCAUCGCCUGUCGUAUUGACAAUGCGGCUACGUCUUGACUUCACCACACCUACAA